AUGCCAAACUCGCAGGCUCCAAGUUCACUGGCUACUUUAUUAUGGGAUCAUCAGAACUUUAUCCCCCUACAGAAGAAUCUUGGGGAAGAAGAUCUAGUUUUGCUUUUAACUCCUGCUGUUAUUCCCCUAGAUCAAAGUCUCGCCAGUGCAACUGAUCCUUUUCAACCUCUUGGCCAAGCACUUUCACAGACGCAUCCCUGGAUCCGGCAUGUUCCUUAUACCAAAAAGUAUGGUAUUACUGGCACGCAUGUGGCGUUUGUCAAGAAAGUACGAACCGUUGUCUUCGUGCUGAGUGGAAUCUCAUCCGAUGAGGGUUCUUUCCAACUAGAACUCGCCGACAUAGUUCGAGAGGUUUGCGAGGAGCGCCCUUUCGCUUUAGUGGCAUGCUGCGAAGUUCCAAAAAGCAGAGUCGAAGAAUACGAGUUCCAAACUAUAGUGCAGUGUUCAGGAUAUCUAGUAUCCGACUUGCAAGCCGUUGCCGCUCUGUUAACAACUAAACAAACAACUACCGCCGCUGAGCCAACUACCGACGACUCUCCUCCGCCACAAACUUGGCCACUUGUCAAAUGGGACUAUGAUGAAGAUCUCCCAGAAACACACGCCUUAUGGGAGGCAUCUUUCCCUGCCAAAUUCCAUCUGCAUCGGUCAACUUUCGGUUCCCUCUUGAAACGCGAUGGCUAUGCGAUGCACUAUAUCAUUCGAGAACCUCAGAAUGGGAGGGCUGUUGCAUUUUGCGCUACUUUUACGACAUUUACAGAUAGCAGUGCUGAUCGUUUGAUUGGAUCUAUCGCAGCCAUCAUCGUUCACAAAGAUUACCGAGGCCGAGGAAUCGGCCGCCGGCUUCACAAUGAAGUUAUGAGCAAACUAAACAAAAUCCGAGGAGUGGGCAUUAUUCAACUUGGCAGCACAUUCCCCAGACUACUGUACGGCUUACCAGCUUCCGUGACCAACACGGAAUGGUUUGAGAAACGGGAAUGGAAGUUGCACGAGUCUAUGCCUGGUCAUGGCCGGCUUGUCAUAGAUUGGCUCUUGAGAUUUGCCGAUUCUCCUGUUCCCAAUUUAGCUUCAGCCGGUUUGACCUUCAGGCCCUGCCAACUCUCUGAUUAUCAGCAGAUUAUAGAUAUUGCGACCAAAGAGUCACAGAGAAGAUAUGGGUUCGGAUGGUACGACCAAUACGCCAAAACUAUGGACAGCUCUUAUACGAAUAGCAUAAUUGUUGGUCUCGAGGGAGACAACCUGGUGGCAGCGGCAAUAACAUACCUUCCUAACGACGGAAGCCCCUGUGGUACAGACAUCCCCUGGCCGGCUGCAAUAGAACAAAACAUUGGAGGCGUUUCGUGUAUCUGCAUCAAAGGCAAGUUGCUCGACAAUCGUUGA
Fusarium pseudograminearum CS3096 is the source of this 1377-nucleotide messenger RNA. RefSeq lists its product as uncharacterized. The record is from RefSeq and is a predicted model, not a curated record. The transcript has a single exon. Bases 1 to 1377 code for a protein of 458 amino acids. Gene Ontology annotation, molecular function: acyltransferase activity, transferring groups other than amino-acyl groups. Lineage: Eukaryota; Fungi; Ascomycota; Sordariomycetes; Hypocreales; Nectriaceae.